Molecule: messenger RNA, 282 nt
Organism: Cetraspora pellucida
Lineage: Eukaryota; Fungi; Glomeromycota; Glomeromycetes; Diversisporales; Gigasporaceae
Source: the annotation of a GenBank genome assembly
UAUCGUCAGCAAGUUGAUGAGCGAAUGUUCGCCCAACUUAAGCAUUUAUAUUUAAUGCUCAAAAGACUUGAGGAAAGUACAAAUAAAAUUAAAGCCAGGCUAGGUCGCCUGGAAAGGCAUCAAGAAGAACAAGAGAACGAUCUCUCUGCGCAAGUGAUAGAUUAUGACCUGUCGCCCCAGUAUGAACCUGAAGCAGGUUCUUCAUCAUUUCAGCAAUCAUCACAACAUCAAACGGAACUUUCACAGGAGGAUGCUGAUGAUUUAUUUGGUUGCAAUGAUUAA